UCAAACACACAAACGAUCGCUUCAAAUUGUAUUACAAUGACACGUUUAAUAAGGCGUCGACAACGACGAAAUUAUCUUCGUAUUAUCGGACGUGGGUUUCCGGUGCCCGUUUUCGUACACAUGACAGAAAAGUGAAGUUGACAAGUGACAAGUUAAUUUAGAUACGCAACACCAUGGCUGACGUGAAGAAACUAGUGUUCUCCAUAAUAAGAUUCCUGCAAGACCAGAGGACUAGCAACACACUAGAGGAAGAACAAGCUGAGAGUUUAGAAGUGGCCAUCCAGUGUUUAGAAUCGUCUUACAGCAUAGACUCCUCAGAUGAGCAGACUGUCGCCAAGUACCAUGUACAGAGGAACCUCCUAGAUAUAUUUAACGCACAAAUGAGUUUGGAGCUGCCUGUCUGCACUGCAGACGACGAAUGCUUUGGAGUGUCUGCAUCUACUACUGCAGCUGAUGCAGAUUUCACUGAGCUAUCUCUACAUGAAGCAACACCUGAAGAGAAAGAAGAGGCAGAAAUUCUUAAAAACAAAGGGAACGAUUUUAUGAAGUCAGAAAAGUUUUCAGAUGCCAUUGAGUCCUAUUCACAGGCAUUGAAAUUGGACAACAAAAAUGCAGUAUAUUAUUGUAAUAGAGCUGCUGCCUAUAGUAAAAUCAGCAAGCAUAAGAGUGCAAUAGAAGACUGCCAGAGGGCCCUCACUAUUGACCCACUAUAUAGUAAAGCAUAUGGAAGGAUGGGGAUAGCGUACACAGCCCUGGAGGACCAUGAGAGUGCCUUUGAGUGCUACAGGAAGGCCCUGGAGUUGGACCCUGACAACCAGAGCUACCAGAACAACCUUGAGAUAGCCGAACAGAAGCUGCAGGAGUCCGCUGCUAAUGCUGGUUUUGGUAUGGGUCUAGGUGGAGGCAUGCCUGGAAUGCCAGGGAUUGGGGCACUGCUCAACAACCCAGCUAUGAUGCAGAUGGCCCAGCAAAUGAUGUCAAACCCAGAAAUGCAGAAUAUGAUGGCCAACAUGAUGCAGGGCAUGAGUCAAGGAGGCCAGGGCGGUGAUUUCAACUCCAUACUGCAGAUGGGUCAGCAGAUGGCUCAGCAGAUGCAGGCACAGAACCCAGAGCUGGUCAACCAGCUACGAGAGCAGAUGGGCCGACCACCCAAUCCUCCAGGGGAUGGGGACCAACCACCUGCAUCCGGUAGGUAGCCGAUGGCCAGGCAUGACGACUAUAAGAAAAAUGAGAACAACUGUUUAUAUUGAUAUGGAUGGAGAUUGCUCGGACCAACCAUGCUGCAAUGUUGUCUGUCUUUGAUAUGCUGUUAACUUGUAGCUGGAAGACCUUGAAUCAUGCUACAUUGUUAGUUUGAUUAAAAUUAUAUAUUAUGUGUGGACAGCUGACAUUCUAAUGAGAUGGUUAAUACCUUGUAUUUUGACAACUGAUCAGGUUUUGGUUAAUAAAUGUCAUGCUUGAAUGAAAGCAAAAGUGUUAAUAUUAUACAACUGUGCACUACUUAGAUGUUGAAAAUUAAGAGUUUAUUAUUUUGAUUAUUCCAAGAUAAUUUUUAACUUCAAUUAAUUUGGAUUGAAACAUGGUUUAAAAUGUGUUGGUAAUUUUACACUUCUUCACAGAUUUGCAUAAGAAAAUGAGAAACAUAUAAUUAAAUAAAAUUGAGUCUUUAGUAUGUUUUAAUGCAGAAAUUGAAUUGCAACUAAUAUGUAUAACGAGUAAUAUAGUAUUACUUCAUGUAUGUAUAUAGACUAAUUUAGUUACAAAUGUCAUGUUUUUGUUCAUGUUGAGUUUAGUAAUGUGGUAAAGUAUUUGAUGUGUAGGUGUAUUGUUUCUCAUCUUUAUUGACAACAUGUUAAGUUAUUAUUUCAUCGUUAAUGUGCACAUGUUAGUGUUCUCAUUUUUUACACAUGGAUUCAUUAUUUACCUACAAUAUUUCUCAGUAAACACUAUUAAAAUUAAUUUACUUACAAUAAUAAAAUAUUGAUCCUGUAAGAGGUUAAAAAACAUUUGUCUAGUCUUGAAUGGAUUUAAUCUGUCAAAUAAUCAAGCAAGAAUUGAAUUGUGAUCGUAUUUUAUAAAUAAAUGAUAAAUUUCACAA
Messenger RNA from Dreissena polymorpha, 2098 nucleotides. RefSeq names its product small glutamine-rich tetratricopeptide repeat-containing protein beta-like. The transcript is spliced from 13 exons. The record is from RefSeq and is a predicted model, not a curated record. Gene Ontology annotation, molecular function: protein binding; molecular adaptor activity. NCBI's taxonomy places the organism in Eukaryota, Metazoa, Mollusca, Bivalvia, Myida, Dreissenidae. Gene Ontology annotation, biological process: post-translational protein targeting to endoplasmic reticulum membrane. The coding region runs from base 174 to 1196 and encodes 340 amino acids. Gene Ontology annotation, cellular component: membrane; TRC complex.